AUAUAUUGACCUCGUAAGACGUAAGAAGACAUGGAAAGUUUUGAUAUAGAUUUUAACCCGAUAACAGCAAUACUUUAAGUUUUUAAUGGAAUCAGUCACUGAAACAAUCUGUGGUGUGUGUGAAACCCAGCACACAGUGAGAGAGGCAAUCUUCUGGUGUUCUGAAUGCGAUGAGGGGUUAUGUUCAUCAUGCGAAAAACACCAUCGUGCCUCCAAAGCCUCAAGAAAUCAUGAAGUUAUUUCAAUGAAUAAUUAUCAAAAACUACCACACACUAUUGCAAGCAUAAACCAAUACUGCUCAGACCAUGAGAGAAAAUAUCAGCACUACUGUUCCCGGCAUGAAAACUCUGUUGUCCGCUUUGUAUUACAAGAAAUCACAAAACAUGUGAUUUGACAGCAAUUGAAGAUAUUGUCAAAACGUCGAACACUUCAGCAUCAUUUGACAUUAUGGAACAAAGUUUAAAAGAUAUGAAGAGGAACAUGAACAAAAUAGUUGAAGACAGAACAAAGAAUUUAGGGAACAUUCAGCAACAGCGGCAAAGUUUCCAGACAGACAUACAUGAGAUACGAGAGAAAAUAAACAAGCACCUAAACAAGGUUGAAAAUGAAAUACAGCAGGAUAUCCAAGCAGCGGAACAAACCAAUCACAAAUAGAAAGACUACUGUCUAUGGUUUCCGAUCAUGAGAAAUCAGUAGAUGAGCUACAGGAGAAUGUUUCCGCUACGAAAAGUUUUGCAACUGACCUCCAAUCAUUUUUUGGAGGUAAAAUCGUUGAGGCCGAGAUCCAAAAAGAAGAGAUGUUUAUUCAGUCUUUGAUAGAAAAUGGAAGCUUACAACAAAUAAACCUACUAUGCAGAAUUGAUGACAGAUUGUCUGACAUACUCGCCAUGAAAAGGAUUGGAGAGAUAUCAGUUAUAACAAACACACCAACCAUUAAAUUGACGAUGGAUAGGGACAAACAAGCUCAACAGGUAGUUCUGACGACACCAAAAACAAUAAAUUACAUCAAUCCUACUUUAUUGAAAAAAAUUGAGAUACCAGAAGGGGAAUAUAUAAAUGGAAUUAGUGGCUGCACUAUCAUGCCUUCUGGGAAAAUGGUCUUCGUAGAUAAUGGAAAUAAGCGUCUUCUAAUCUACAAUGAGAACGGAUUAUUUGAUAGUGAAAUACCUAUAUCACAGCAGCCUAUAGAAGUUACUUGUAUUGAUGAAAAGACUGUCGCUGUUACCCAUAAUUGGCCACCGCAUCAUAUAGAAAUAGUCAAUAUCGAAAAUAAAAAGAUUACUAACAAGGUCAAAACAUCAAAACCGUGCUACGGCAUUACAAAUAUUAAUGGAAGAUUAGUAUAUUAUGAAAGGGGGAGUGGUAUUAAAACAGUAGACGUUACUGAUGAAAAUACCGCCAUUACAGUAGUUAAAGUCGAUAGCGACCAUUACUGGAACUAUGUUACAUCAUCAAAAGACAAGAUAUACCGUACAGACCAACAUUCAAGUACCGUCAUAUGCUCUACAGUUACCGGACAGACAGUUUGGGAAUUAAAAGACAAAUCAAUUUUUAAAGGGAUCCGUGGAGUCACAAUUGAUAAAGAUCAUAAUGUAUAUGUGGCAUCCAAUAGCAAUAACAGUGUCGUCGUACUGUCACCAGAUGGAAAGGAUGCCCGUCCAUUGUUAGGAGAAGACAAUGGGAUAAAAAUGCCUUAUGGUAUUCAUUUUGACCAAAGCAGAAACUUACUUUUAGUUACUAACUUGAGUGGUGCAGCCUUUUUGUAUAACAUAACAUAAACAUUAAAAAAUUAUUAUGGAGUACAGAAAUCAAGUUUUUAGAAACAAUAUGCACACUUAUAUACAAAUUUACAAAUGUAACAAGUGCAGUGUAGUAUUAACAUUACUAGAUAGUCAAAUAUUUACUCUGUUUAUAUUUAAUUUGUCAUUGAUUUUACUAAUUACGAAUUGAUGUUACACCAUGGUAGUUUUCAAAAAAGUAGUUGAUUGCACUAUAUGUUGUUCAUUUAGAAUAGUUAUUCUUUUGAUUUAUGUUAGUGACUAUUUUAUAAACAAGUACAAGUAUCAGCUUAUUUUAUAUAAUUAUAUAU
Mytilus trossulus (common blue mussel) is the source of this 2089-nucleotide messenger RNA. RefSeq lists its product as uncharacterized. NCBI's taxonomy places the organism in Eukaryota, Metazoa, Mollusca, Bivalvia, Mytilida, Mytilidae. Gene Ontology annotation, molecular function: protein binding. The record is from RefSeq and is a predicted model, not a curated record. The coding region runs from base 669 to 1778 and encodes 369 amino acids. The transcript is spliced from 2 exons.